Molecule: messenger RNA, 4496 nt
Organism: Tachysurus fulvidraco (yellow catfish)
Lineage: Eukaryota; Metazoa; Chordata; Actinopteri; Siluriformes; Bagridae
Gene: golim4a
Product: golgi integral membrane protein 4a
Exons: 17
Coding region: 380-2374 (664 amino acids)
Cellular component (GO): Golgi apparatus; Golgi membrane
Source: RefSeq, a predicted model, not a curated record
ACACACACACACACACACACACACACACACACACACACACACACACACACACACACACACACACACACACACACACACACACAUUCCUCUGACGGAGCAGCACACACACCAAUAGCAGAGGGCCCAGGACAGGCAAUAAGCAGGGAGGGACUUCCUUCAGGUCCUCUGUAGUUUGGUGACACGUAACUAAAGCUAAAGGUGUCGUGCAAAGCUAAAAGGGUGAAAGUAAACAGAGCUGUAUGGGAAAGUUUUUCUCCAUCCUGGGAAUGGAUAUUUCAUACCUGAGAAUCUGCUUCUGUCUCACCCGGAAAGCCUUGCUUUAAUAUUCAGCUCUUUGGAAUGUAAAGCCCAUAAGAGGGCAAAGUUUUGGAGAAAGUAUAUGUUGUAUAUGUUCAGUGUGGAGAACAUGGGCAGUGGGGUUUGCUCCAGAAAGCAAAGGAAAAUCUUCCAGUCGUUGCUUUUUACCACUGUGGUUUUUGUCCUCAUUUAUGGAGGAAUGAUUUGGUAUGAAAUGCACCAGCAGCUGAAGAGGACAGAAGCUCUGGCUCUGAAAUACCAGCAGCACCAGGAGUCUCUCUCAGCCCAACUACAAGUGGUGUAUGAGCAUCGGUCCAGGCUGGAGAAAUCGCUCCAGAAAGAACGACAAGAGCACAAAAAGUCCAAAGAAGAUUAUCUGGUUUAUAAACUGGAGGCUCAACAGUCACUGAAUAAGGAGAAGCAAGAUGGCAGCAGCAGGUUAAACUCUCUUCACACACAGCACCAGAUGCUCAAGAAUCAGCAUGAGGAGCUGAAAAAGCAGUUCUAUGAGCUGCAGGAGCAGCAUCACACUCAGGUUGAAGACCACAGUAAGGUUCUGGAUGAACACCAGCAAAGAUACGAUAGAUUACAGCAGACUAAAGAGAUUGAGCUGUCGAAACUCAAAGAAAGUAUUUAUAACCUACGGGAGGAGAACAGGCAGCUGAGGAAGGCUCAUCAGGAGAUCCAUGUGCAGCUUCAGGACACAAGGCAACAGCACAAGAGCUUAAAAGCAGCCCACGAUCAGCUUGCAUUGACCCUGGAGGACCACAAGAGUGCACUAGCGGUGGCUAAGGGCCAGGUGGAUGAGUAUAAGCAGCUGAAGGAGACUCUGAAUAAAAUGCCGAGCCUGAAGAAGCCUGAAGAACCUCAGCCUGCUGUGGCUCAGAUCAAACAGGCAGAGCAGCACCAGAAUAUAGAGCAGCGGGGGCAGAACCGAGAUGAGAGAAAAGAGGAAGGAGCACAGGAAGAAGAGAGGAGGCACGAAGGCUUGGAUCAGCCUCAUGCAACAGAACAGCGUGAUCACCUUAACCAUGAAGAAGAAGAAGAAGAAAAAGAAGAAGAAAAAGAACCAGAACGAAACCUGCCUGAUGAAAAUGCGUUAGAGCGGGACAGUCACAUUGCCCAGCCGAUGAGUCCUACUCAGGGAAACCACAUCAAAUCUGCUUACGAGCAGCAGCAGGAAGAGCAGCGACGUUUAGCUGCACGAUUGGAGGAGGAACAGCAGCAGCUGCUUCAAAGACAGGAGGAACUGCAGAAGAAACGGGAGGAGAGAGAGCGAGUGGCGAGACAGACGGAGGAGAAAGAACGGCUAGAAAAGGAAAGGGAGGAGAGUGAACGGCUGGAAAGGGAGAGGGAGGAGAGAGAACGGAUGGAAAGGGAGAGGGAGGAGAGAGAACGGAUUGAAAGAGAGAUGGAAGAGAGGAGGCAACGAGAAGAGCAGCAGCACAGGCAACGCUAUGAACAGCAGCGCCAAGCGGAACAGAUCAGGAAAAAAUCACUGUAUGUAAAUAUGGAGCCUGAGGUUGCCCAUCAUGAAGAAGAACAUAAUGUCCAUCAUGUGGAAGUGCAGGGGCAAAAGGAAGACAAGCCUGUGCAACAUGAAGAGCAAACCAUGGAGGAGGACAUCGAUCCCGCUGACGAUCCCAACAAUCAAGGAGAGGACGAGUUUGAGGAAGCUGAACAGCAGGUCCAUGAGGAAGAGGUGGACGAAGAGCCGGUGCCUCCCAGACAUGCUGACCCACACUUGAUCAAAGGGAAUCAGCAGCAGGCUCCUGCUGAUGAACAGCUGGUGAUGGCAGGAAACCCAGACCAGCAGGAAGACAAUUUGGAGGAGCAAUAUCAGGAAGAAGGGGAAGAUGAGGCUCAGGAAGAUUUGGCUGUGGACCAGCAACAGGAAGAGAAAGGAGAAGAAGAGGCAGAUCCUUACAACGAAGAGAAUGGAGAGCAAGAUGAAGCUAGAGAUCAGAAGGAUAGAGGGUCAGAGAAACAUGACGCCAGAGAACCGAACGAGGAGGAAAACUAUGAGGAGGAAGAGGAGGAGCCAGAGGAAGAGGCCAAUCACCGGGCAGAGAUGUGAACCUUUUUUUUUAAUGUGUCCUUUUUGUUACUGUAGCGGGAUUGAACUGUGUAAAGCAGUGAUUCCACUGGAACUAUCCUCUUCUUUUGCGGUAAGACAUUCUCGAGCUGGACAUACAAGACUGAUCGAAAUCUGCUGUUCUGGAUAAAUAUAUAUUUCUGUUCACUGUGCCUUUAUUUUGCUAAUUUGUAAAUGGAGCACUGUAUAAUUAGAAACCUGAGCAUUCUGCUUUUAAACGGUCAGGAUUUUAGAACAACGCUGUAGACAGAAUGAUUAUUAUAACUUGUUUUCCUUUUUUUUUUAGCUUUUUAUAUUAUGUUUUUAAGAACCGUCAGUGUCACUACAUGAAUGUUCAUUAUUUGUUGGCAGAUGGGUGUUCCUAAAGAUCAUAUUUUAUUUUAUCGUAAGUGUUGAAUACUUUUUUGGGGUGAAAACAUAUAAAGAAACUAUGUUUAGCUGCUACAAACUAAAGUAGAGCAAGUCAAAUCUGAGAUCUUUAAAAUUUGGCUUUUGGGUCACAUUUGAAUGUUGUAUUUCUGUCUGUUUUUCUUUCUUUCUUAUUUCAUAUUGUGUUGAACGUUGGAUUCGGCUCUUGUACUGAACCUAAACUCUAGUUACUGUGGAAGUGAGCACAAUCAAGUCUCCACUUAGGACCUCAGAAGUCUUGGAUAGAAAUGUAAAGCUCAUGAGAACAUACUGUGUUAAUGAUGACAUUGAAACACCUUGAUUUAACAACAAGAAACGCAUGCUAAUUUUGGAAUGAAAACCUUUUCACAGUCUCUGUUUAAAUGCAAUCAGUGGUGUGAAUAUGUGACAAAAGUAUAAAAUGAAACCUAUUUUACUGCAGUAAUCAUUUUGUAAGCAUAUAUCCUUUUGAUAAUUUAUGAGCUACUGAAGCGUAACGUUUCUCAUUAUUAACCUAGUAUCUGGUAUGGAAAUGACGAUCUGCUCAUGCAACUACCACUCUCUGACAGACAUUUCCUAAAUAUUGUGUGCCACAUGAAACAUUCUGAAUCAUAUCAAAGACUCAAGCCAUGAUGGAAACCUGAUCCAUACAUCUAUGCUUUUCUAACCUAAAAAGAAUGGACUGGUGUUCUGUUCAGGCUGUAUUUCUCCCUCGUCUUCUCAGUCCCAAGUUUCAGUUUACUCUAUAUGAAUGAAUCAACUAGCAUUCAGAUGUUUAACAAUUAGAGUUUAGACAGCAAAUCUGUCUAAGCAAAUCUUGGCUAAAGGAAUGUUUACAUUUAAAUUUUUGGCCAAACUAAAGGCUUAAAUAUCCUCAGCUUGUGCACCAGCAUAAUUACUCUAAUGACAGGUGUGUGCCAACAUUACAGUAUAAUAAUAUAUCUAAAAAUAAUUCUUUAUUAAUCAGAGUGAUGCUUCUGUCUGCCACAUACAGUGCAGAGCUGAUGUACAGUACUUAAAUUCCUCCAGAAUAGUAUACAAGACCUUGUUUUUAUGCUGCUUUCUAAAUGUGACAGAAUUUCUCUGGAGAAAUAAUCCUGGCCAGCAGAAUCAAAUACUGCAUCCCUGCAUAUUACAUGUGUAGAUAAUAACAUGGAGUUAUGGAGUGAGUCAUGGAGUGAGUCAUAUAACACUUAAGGUACCUGUUAAGAGAGAGAUAACUCUGCACAUAUAUUUGAAACCUAUUUAAAACGAGCACUGGCAAAAAUCGUACCAUAACGUUGCUGAUUAUUAUUCUUUUUAUUAUUCCUUUAUUAUUAUUAUUAUUAUUAUUAUUAUUAUUAUUAUUAUUAUUAUUAUUAUUAUUAUUAUUAUUAUUAUUAUUAUUAUUAUUAUUAUAUUUUCUUUUCUUUUUUUUGCUGUAGUUUAUUCAACUGAAUACUGAACCCAUCUUACUGGUUUAUGAAGAUGUUUAGGCUUUUGAAUGUGUCACCGCAAACUAUUUUAUUUAUUUUGCCAAAUCUUAUUAUUGUUAUGAUAAAGAAAAUCUCCCUUCAUUGACAAAAUGCUUCUUUACUUUAUCAUGUAUAAUAUUUUACCCCCAUGAAUCUGCCACAUUUGUUACAGUUUGUGAUGUUGCGAGAACAAUCUUUUAGGUAAAGGUUAAUGUGUUUAAUGUUUAAAACACUGUAUUAAAAUAAGACACUUUAUAUAUGAA